AUGCGCGGUGCCCUUUGUGUCCCGGGCGGGCGAGCGGCGCGGGGCAGGCCGGCUGCUGUGAGCGCCGCGCCGCCGCCGACGGCGCCGGGGCGGGGAAGGGGUGGGGGGGGAAAAAAAGCCGGCUCCGCCAUGGUGAAGAAGCGGAAAGGCCGCGUCCUUAUCGACUCCGAUACUGAGGAUAGCGGUAGCGAGGAGAACCUAGAUCAGGAGCUCUUGUCAUUGGCCAAACGGAAACGCAGUGACUCUGAAGAGAAGGAGGCACCUGUGAGCAAACCUACAGCAUCUUCAGACUCUGAGACGUCAGACAGUGACGAUGAGUGGACUGUUGGAGGUUCUAAAAACAAAAAAAAGGGAAAAGCGGGUAAGGCGGAGAAGAAAGGAGCCAUGAGGAAACAGACGAACAAAGCUGCCUCUUCAGGCAGCUCGGAUAAAGACAGCUCUGCAGAGAGCUCAGCACCCGAAGAGGGAGAAGUCUCUGACUCAGAAAGCAACAGCUCCUCGUCUAGCUCAGAUUCAGAUUCUUCAUCUGAAGAUGAGGAAUUCCAUGAUGGCUAUGGAGAAGACCUGAUGGGAGAUGAAGAAGACCGGGCUCGACUGGAGCAAAUGACAGAGAAGGAGAGAGAGCAGGAGCUGUUUAACCGGAUAGAGAAGAGAGAAGUGCUAAAGAGAAGGUUUGAAAUCAAGAAGAAACUAAAAACGGCAAAAAAGAAAGAAAAGAAAGAGAAAAAGAAAAAGCAAGAAGAGGAGCAGGAGAAGAAAAAACUCACACAAAUCCAGGAAUCCCAGGUCAUGUCACAUAAUAAAGAGCGGCGAUCAAAGCGGGAUGAGAAGCUAGACAAGAAAUCUCAGGCAAUGGAGGAACUGAAAGCAGAAAGAGAGAAAAGGAAGAACAGAACAGCUGAAUUGCUUGCAAAAAAACAGCCAUUAAAAACUAGUGAAGUAUACUCUGAUGAUGAAGAGGAGGAGGAGGAUGAUAAGUCUAGUGAGAAAAGUGAUCGUUCAUCCAGAUCCUCAUCCUCUGAUGAAGAGGAAGAGAAAGAAGAAAUUCCUCCUAAGUCCCAGCCAGUGUCCUUGCCUGAAGAGCUGAACCGAGUACGAUUGUCGCGACACAAGCUGGAGCGCUGGUGUCACAUGCCCUUCUUUGCCAAGACUGUCACUGGCUGCUUCGUCCGUAUUGGCAUUGGAAAUCACAACAGCAAACCUGUUUAUCGGGUUGCAGAAAUAACUGGUGUAGUAGAAACUGCAAAGGUUUACCAGCUUGGUGGUACCCGCACAAACAAAGGACUACAGUUGCGGCAUGGCAAUGAUACACGUGUGUUUCGUUUGGAGUUCGUCUCAAAUCAGGAAUUUACUGAAAGUGAGUUUAUGAAGUGGAAGGAAGCGAUGUUCUCUGCUGGGAUGCAGCUACCCACUCUAGAUGAGAUAAACAAGAAGGAAGUGUCCAUCAAAGAAGCCCUCAAUUACAAGUUUAAUGACCAGGACAUUGAGGAGAUUGUGAAAGAGAAGGAAAGGUUCAGAAAAGCACCUCCAAAUUAUGCUAUGAAGAAAACUCAGCUGUUAAAGGAGAAGGCUAUGGCUGAGGACUUGGGGGACCAAGAUAAGGCCAAACAGAUUCAAGAUCAGCUUAAUGAACUCGAAGAGAGAGCAGAGGCCCUGGACCGUCAACGAACAAAAAACAUUUCUGCAAUCAGUUACAUCAACCAGAGGAACAGAGAGUGGAAUAUCGUUGAGUCUGAGAAGGCUCUUGUGGCUGAAAGUCACAGCAUGAAAAACCAACAAAUGGACCCCUUUACUAGGCGGCAGUGCAAACCCACGAUAGUGUCUAAUUCCAGAGAUCCUGCUGUCCAAGCUGCCAUCCUUGCCCAGCUAAAUGCAAAAUACGGGUCUGGUGUAUUGCCAGAUGCUCCAAAGGACAUGAGCAAGGGUCAAGGGAAGGAUAAAGAUGUGAACUCUAAAUCAGCCAGUGACCUCUCAGAAGAUCUUUUUAAAGUGCAUGACUUUGAUGUAAAGAUUGAUCUUCAGGUUCCCAGUUCAGAAUCUAAAGCCCUGGCCAUCACCUCCAAGGCUCCACCAGCAAAAGAUGGUGCCCCUCGGCGAUCAUUGAAUUUGGAGGACUACAAAAAGAGGCGGGGGCUUAUUUGAGCAUGCCCACUCUGCUGCUUCUGAUCCUGCAUGCUCCAUGACGAUGUCCUACCUUUUCUUCCUCCCUUUUCAGUUCUCCCUUCUGGGUUGGAGCAGCACUGGAGCUGGGAAGAGACUCUUUAAAACUGCCAGUCAUCUGUAACAUAAACCAUUCAACUAUUUACUGUAUAGACCUCCCUUCUUGCCCUUUCCUCCUGCCCGCCUCACAAAUGUGGAUCUGUGCUAUUUGGGGUUUUCCCAUUUCUUUUAGUUUGAGUUUUUUGUUUUUAUUUUGUUGAUGCAGCUCGUUGGUCCACUCUGUGUUCAGUAUUAGCCUGAGGUCUGGAUUUCAUAGGAAUCUCUUGGUGGUCACAGAGUCAGCACUUGGUGAUCUCCCCUUGCGUAUCACCACAGGCACGGUGAUAAACGUUGGCGCAAGACCUUUGUGGCUGGAAGGUCAUCGGCACUUUCUUCCUCUUCUUCUUCCUCCUUCCUCCUAGCUUUGGAGAAGGGAAUCUUCAAAAAACUGGCUUAGGUUCAAAGUGUAAAUUUUUUUGGGAGGGUUGUGUGACUUUUUUUCAGGUGUUUUUUAUCAUUUUUAAGCUGCAGUACUAUUUGUAUCCGUAUGUCACAGUUCUUUACGGCUGUUUUGAAUUUCUACCAGCUGUACUUGAGCAUCUGAAAUUGCAAGAAAGAAACUCAUUAAAUGUGAUUCUUCUUACUAAAACGGCUUGGCUGAUAUAGCUGUUUAACUUCAUGUGCCCUUUUUUACUUACACUUAAGUGAUGAGAGAGAUGAGACUUGUCAUCUGUAGCCCAUCCGGAGUCUCCAGCUGUAACUGAGUGGAACAGCUUUUUCAGGGGUGGCCCUGGGGUGCUCAUUGGUUUGGCUUUAAUUUCUUACUCAAGACGUAUUUAAGUCAUUGUAUCUUCACUGGGCUCCUGCUCACUUUGUUUCUUGCUUUGUGAACCAUUUAAAUGGGGCUUC
This is a messenger RNA of Indicator indicator, 3108 nucleotides long. It is a transcript of the gene RTF1, whose product is annotated as RTF1 homolog, Paf1/RNA polymerase II complex component. The record is from RefSeq and is a predicted model, not a curated record. Gene Ontology annotation, cellular component: Cdc73/Paf1 complex. Gene Ontology annotation, molecular function: RNA polymerase II C-terminal domain phosphoserine binding; DNA binding. Lineage: Eukaryota; Metazoa; Chordata; Aves; Piciformes; Indicatoridae.